Molecule: messenger RNA, 1005 nt
Organism: Botrytis deweyae
Lineage: Eukaryota; Fungi; Ascomycota; Leotiomycetes; Helotiales; Sclerotiniaceae
Exons: 2
Coding region: 1-1005 (334 amino acids)
Cellular component (GO): plasma membrane; fungal-type vacuole
Source: RefSeq, a predicted model, not a curated record
AUGUCAAAUUUGACUCAUUCGGAUGGAAAUGGUGGUGGUUACGGCAAUGCGACUUUACUUAUGAAUCCAGGCUUGUGUACACUUGACACUUGUGAUCUUUCCUUGUCAAGUUUCGAGUAUCGGCCAACCGUGGUUGGAAAUACCAUAUACGCCGGUUUGUUCGGGGUAUUCUGUAUUGCACAGUUGGCUCUAGGAAUCAAGUUCAAAAUAUGGGGAUAUAUGGUUGCUAUCAUUCUUGGAUUGAUCCUCGAAAUCAUCGGUUAUAUUGCUAGAGUUCUUAUUAAUAACUAUCCUUUCGAUAACGAUUACUUCCUAAUGUAUCUCAUCUGUCUAACCAUCGCCCCUGCUUUCCUCACCGCAGGAAUUUACCUUUGUCUGUCUCGAAUUGUCAUUAUUUACGGCCAAGAAAUCUCUCGCUUCAAACCAGGAACAUACACCAUCAUCUUCUGCACCUGUGAUGUUAUCUCCCUCGUGCUCCAAGCCGUUGGUGGCGCCAUCGCUUCAACUGCCGACACACUCGACGAUAAAGAUUUGGGCAAAAAUAUCAUGUUAGCAGGUCUCGCUUUCCAAGUCUUUUCUCUCAUCCUCUUCGCCAUCCUCUGCACUGAGUUCGCAUGGAGAGUUCGCCGCGCACAAGGCGCUUGGAAUGCUCGCUACAUCGAUCUCGUUUCUUCCGCUCUCUUUAAAUCCUUCCUCGGCGGACUUUGCCUCGCGACAAUUACCAUCCUCGUUCGUUCCAUCUACAGAUGUAUAGAACUAUCGGGUGGCUUCAAUGGCCCUCUUUUCAUUAGUCAUGAAGUCGAGUUCAUGAUUUUGGAAGGUGUGAUGAUCACUCUUGCGGUUGGGGGACUUACGCUAUUGCAUCCGGGAAUUGCCAUGAAAGGGGCGUGGUCGGAAGCAAACUUUAAGUUUAGAAGCGGGCACGAAGGAACGGAACAAUUGAAGAGAGUGAGUGCUGGAAGUGAUAUUGAAAUGGAGAGUGGGAAGAUAUUUACGAGGGAGUGA